This is a messenger RNA of Phycodurus eques (leafy seadragon), 1073 nucleotides long. Its product is annotated as zymogen granule membrane protein 16-like. The record is from RefSeq and is a predicted model, not a curated record. The coding region runs from base 186 to 719 and encodes 177 amino acids. Lineage: Eukaryota; Metazoa; Chordata; Actinopteri; Syngnathiformes; Syngnathidae. The transcript is spliced from 5 exons.
CUUGAAGGAAGUGCCAGUACGAAAGAUUGCCACUAUAAAUAAAGUGCCAAAAUGAAGUGAAAUGGUAUUCACAGUUUAGCCAAGUGGACUAAUUCUGGAACUUCCUUACCUGGAACAGACACAUAAUCAUUCCUUUGUUAUCUGUAUUCUCCAAUCACAGAGAAAACCACCAAACAGAAAGCAGAAUGUUUUUUAUGGCCAUAGUUCUUCUACUUCUUCCAAUCAAAGCUUUGAGUGACUUGUGUGUAUUUUUUGCAGACCAGCCUGAAAACCAGUAUUACUCAUUUUCACCACAAGUGGGCUCAGGGCAGGGCCGCUCGUAUGCCAUCACCGGCAACGGAAGGAUUACUGGUGUCCGAGUGUGGGAGGCCCGCAAUAACUACAUCUAUGGCCUCCAAAUUCGUUAUGGCUAUACUUGGACCAACGUUACGGGCUACUCGUAUGGCGAAGUCCAGGAGAUACUGUUGUUUGAAGACGAGGCCAUUGUGCAGAUCAGUGGAAAGUAUUCUCACUAUGUGCAAAGUCUGGUGUUUAUUACCAACCUGGGCCGCUCCCUGUAUGCGGGCCGACCCCAAGGCCACACCUUCAACAUGUUCCCGACCAAUGAGAAGGCUGAACUGCGCUUCAUCAGCGGUCGGCUCCACGGAGCCAUUACCGCCAUUGGGGCACACUGGGCUGUUGUCUCUGAUCUUCCCGGAACAACUCGCAAACUCGUGUAAUCAUCAUCUGGCAUGGAAAUGUUUAAAUGUAAUAUCUCUACUUGCCUGUUGAUGCUUAAUCAUUUUCUACCCUGAUUACAUCUCUUCCCAUAGCGAAUAUGUAAAAUAAUUCAUAUCUAAUUAACGAUCAAACUUGGUCGACCAAACAUUGUCACAGCUGCUUCUUCUCCCAGCUUCAUUUGUCAUUUUUGUAAUAAUUAUAUUGUUUUGUAUGAUGCUUUGAAGCCCAGUAAAUUGUCAUUAAACAUUUUGAAAUCAAAGAUUGAAAAUGUAAUAUAAUGCAUUGUGUGUAACUUGUAAGGUGUUGGAUUUAUCUCACCAAACAUUAUAAUGAAUAAACACAAAAGGAAUGAA